This is a messenger RNA of Spea bombifrons (plains spadefoot toad), 1992 nucleotides long. RefSeq names its product ganglioside induced differentiation associated protein 1 like 1 (gene GDAP1L1). The transcript has 6 exons. The record is from RefSeq and is a predicted model, not a curated record. NCBI's taxonomy places the organism in Eukaryota, Metazoa, Chordata, Amphibia, Anura, Pelobatidae. Bases 1 to 1098 code for a protein of 365 amino acids.
AUGGCGACUCCAAACCAUGUUACUCCCACCAAAUGCAGCUGGUGGCCGAUUUCAGCUAUCGAGAACGAUGCGGGGAAACCCAAAGAGGGAGAAGACGAAAUCCCCGAGCCGUCCGACCCCAAAGCCAAGGACCGGCUCGUCCUGUACCACUGGACGCAGUCCUUCAGCUCUCAGAAGAUACGGCUGGUGAUUGCCGAGAAGGGACUGCCGUGUGACGAGCGAGACGUCAGCCUGCCCCUCACAGAACACAAAGAGCCUUGGUUUAUGCGUCUCAACCUCGGAGAAGAAGUGCCGGUCGUUAUCCAUUGCGACAACAUCAUCAGCGAUUAUAACCAGAUUAUUGACUACAUCGAAAACAAUUUUGUUGGAGAACUUAUUCCACAGCUGAUACCUGAAGCCGGAAGCCUUCUCCACACAAGAGUUCUACAAUACAGAGACAUCUUGGAGAAUCUACCGAUGGAUGCCUACACUCACGGAUGUAUUCUACACCCAGAACUUACAACAGAUUCUAUGAUCCCAAAGUACGCCACCGCUGAGAUCCGCCGACAUUUGGAAAACGGAUCAACAGAAUUCAUGAAGUUUGAUCAGGACGAACCUCAGCUAACAGAACCGUACCUUUCCAAGCAGAAGAAGCUCAUGGAUAAAAUCUUGGAACAUGAUAAUGUGAACUACUUAAAGAAAAUUCUAAUCGAGCUAGCCAUGGUCUUAGACCAGAUCGAGGCGGAGCUAGAAAAGAGGAAAAUAGAAUAUGAAGGUAAAAAAUGUGAGCUCUGGCUCUGCGGACACGUCUUCACCUUAGCCGACAUUCUGCUGGGCGCCACUCUGCAUCGGCUUAAGUUUCUCGGACUUUCCAAAAAAUACUGGGAAGAUGGAAACAGACCCAACAUACAGUCCUUCUUCGAGAGAAUACAGAAGAGAUACGCAUUCCGAAAAGUGCUGGGAGAUAUCCAUACGACGCUCCUCUCGGCUGUUUUACCCAACGCAUUCCGACUCGUCAAACGAAAGCCGCCAUCUUUUUUUGGGGCGUCUUUUCUCAUGGGAUCAUUGGGAGGAAUGGGAUAUUUUGCUUACUGGUACCUCAAGAAAAAAUAUAUCUAAUGACCGUUUAAUUAAAUUAGUUUGAUGUGUCUGUGCUAUGUGAUAAUAUAAAACCUAGUUGUAUAAAUCAGAAGAAAAAAAAAACAACACAUGAUAAAAAUUAUCUUUGCUGGUAUUAUAAACAUUCCACCUUAGAAAAUUAGAACGUAUCUUACAACAAAAAUAAUAAAAACUAAGCCUUUUGUAGGUGAAACAAAGACAUUGCAGUAAUUCUACGUAAAUAAAACUACUGCAUUGAAAGAGGUGUUUAAAUAUUUGCCGGAAUUUUAAUUUUGAAUCUGAAUCAGUAAAGAAAAAAAAUACAUAAACAUAAGCCAUAACAGUUAAAAAAUAAAGAAAAUAUUUCCCCCAGCCCCACAAUUUAUUUUGAGCUAAAUAAAAUAAAAAAGCACAGAUAAUAAUUUUAUGUAAAAGCCGUAAAUAAUGGAAAUUACACAGUACUGCAUAGACUAGUGUUUUUGAAAUUUUGUUGGGUUUUUUUUGUUACACAAAAAAAAAAAAAAACCAUUGAAUUUAUUUUUUACUUGAGCUGUUUUUAGAAUGUACGAAACUUUUUUUUACCCUUUUUUGAUGCCUUCGAAACAGCUCCUGUUAUUGUCAAAGAUUUUGACCAUCUGUCCAGUGGCUUGUAUCACCGUUCACAGGUGCCCCGACGCCCCCCCCCCCCGCCCUGCAUUCUGUAUUUGUGUAAAGGAACGGAGUUCGGGGAUUCUCCCGGUUAACGUAGGAGUGUCGACGAUGUGUCGAAUCGUUUGUGUACAUUCUCAUAAACAGUCACAGGGUCCAACACUUUCUUGUGCCUUUUGUAUGUCGGAAAGAGCAAAAGAAACUCUAAGAAACGAAACUAGAAAGCCUUGCGGAUCUUCAAUAAAAUUUUGUUGGGAAAAAAAAAAA